AUGGCAGAGAAGCUAGGCAUUGCUGGAGCCUUGCAGCGCCCUACUACUUCAAUCAUGUUUGGAGAUGCAACUUCUAAAUGGAAGAAGAGAAACUAUUGUUUCGCGCUCGGCCAAAGUCACAUCCGUCCGACUGAAGUCUCGGCCAAAGUUCGAAACCGACCGGCCGAUCACCAACGACCCGGGAAACAUUGUCCCGCGGUCGGCCAAGUCACAAUCCGUUUCACACCACGCCGCGCACGACCAUGCCGCGCGAGCCGGGGAACAAAGCCUCGCGGCCGCGCAACCACUCGCGUACCACGGCCGAUGCAUCCGUCCGAGCCGGGAAAGAACGUCCCACGUCCGGCCGAGAAACCUUCGGCCAAAUCUCAAUCCGCUCGACCACGCCGCCCGACCAUGAUAUCAUCCGACCGACCGUCCCAACGCCGCGGUCGACCCGAAGCCCGUUUUGAAGCCCGAUUUCAUAUUUUCAAGCCCGGCUUAACCCUAAGCCGCCUCAAAAGACCUAGCACUAUAUAUAUAGCUUUUUAG
Molecule: messenger RNA, 528 nt
Organism: Microthlaspi erraticum
Lineage: Eukaryota; Viridiplantae; Streptophyta; Magnoliopsida; Brassicales; Brassicaceae
Source: the annotation of a GenBank genome assembly